Paramecium sonneborni is the source of this 291-nucleotide messenger RNA. Lineage: Eukaryota; Ciliophora; Oligohymenophorea; Peniculida; Parameciidae. The record is from the annotation of a GenBank genome assembly.
AUGCAAUAAUUUAUUCAAUGUUAUUCGAAAGAAAAGAUUGAACAAGUCGAUCGAUUAAGUUAAUAAUUAGAAGAAUAAAAUUAAAAACUUCUUAAAGAUAAAUCAGUUGUUGAUUCUAUUAAAUGUGAUCUUGAAACCAUACAAACAAAAAUUAUUAACUAAUUUUAUGAAAAAGCUUAAGAAAUGGAAAAAGAAUUCCUCUAAAUUGAUUCAACAUAUGUAAUCUAAUUUAUAUAAAUUUAGGAUUAAUUAUUACUCUUAUAAUAGAAACUAAAAGAUCAACUCAAAUGA